GCCAAUACACACUUCAUUAGUGUGAAACAGUUCAUUGAUUUCCUAGAUACAAUACAAAUCGUCAUAAAUUAUAUUAUUUGGUUAAUAUGUAGUGACAUUGUUUGGAAAGUACUGGCAUGGAUAAGUUCUUACAUCGCGUGUUAUUUGCUAUUGCAUAUUUCAUUUUAUAUGUAGAGCAAAGUCAUAUUGUUUUAGGGAAUGUGUCGCGAAUCGUGGGGGGACACGAUGCGCCAGCACGAUUCGGGCGCUUCCACGCUUCUUUACGUAACUUGACGGGGCAUCAUGUUUGUGGAGGUGCUGUUGUAUCCAAAUGGCACGUUGUUACCGCUGCGCACUGUGUUUUUGGAGCGAAUCCCCAAUACAUUAAAGUAUUUAUAGGGACCACUCGCUUAGAUCGAGGAGGAAAGCGAUACAAUGUAUCGGCAAUACACAUUAAUGACAACUACAACAGAAGUACCCGCAGUAAUGAUAUUGCAGUCGUGACUAUAAAAGGCACAUUUGAUUGUUGCUAUGCUGCAGGGAUCAAAAUGCAUGAAUAUGAAUUGGUUGAAGGUGAUCCUGUUACCAUAACCGGAUUUGGGGCAUUGGAGCCAAAAGGGGAUUCAAGUCCUCAACUGCGAGCAUUAAAUGUAACCGUUUUCAGUCAAGCCACUUGUGUUUAUGCAAUGCGAUACUCUAGAGAAGUAACGAGUAAUAUGUUUUGUACAUUUACUAAAAUUGGGGAAGGAACAUGCCAUGGUGAUUCUGGGAGUCCCGUGACGAAAGACGAUAAGCUGGUUGGAGUAGUAUCAUGGGGCAUUCCGUGUGCCCGUGGAUUCCCCGACGUUCAUACAAGGAUAAAACCUUUCAUUGGUUGGAUAAAGAAAUUAAUUAGAGCUCAUUACUGUGGACUAAAAUCAAAUUAUAAGGAAGUGGUUAAGACAAUGAAACAUGUUAAAUGAUCUCUUAGUUACGAUGGUUAGUGUUAUUCAUUUGUUAGUUCCAUUGAGUAUCUAUAUUAAAUAACCUGUAAUAUUUUUACUUCAGGGUAUCAAUAAAUAGUUACUCACAUA
Molecule: messenger RNA, 1052 nt
Organism: Manduca sexta (tobacco hornworm)
Lineage: Eukaryota; Metazoa; Arthropoda; Insecta; Lepidoptera; Sphingidae
Product: chymotrypsin-1-like
Exons: 5
Coding region: 117-941 (274 amino acids)
Biological process (GO): proteolysis
Molecular function (GO): serine-type endopeptidase activity
Source: RefSeq, a predicted model, not a curated record